Molecule: messenger RNA, 593 nt
Organism: Capsella rubella
Lineage: Eukaryota; Viridiplantae; Streptophyta; Magnoliopsida; Brassicales; Brassicaceae
Product: protein COLD-REGULATED 15B, chloroplastic
Exons: 2
Coding region: 1-576 (191 amino acids)
Source: RefSeq, a predicted model, not a curated record
AUGGCGAUGUGUAUCUCCGGAGCUGUGCUUAAUGGUUUGGGUUCUUCGUUUUUGAACAUCAGAGGCAAGAGAAGCGGCGUCCACGGUGGAACUAUGAUUAGAUCUGGCCGGAAGAAUUUGAUCAUUGCACUUCAGCACAAGAAGUCACGGAUUCCUACAGCCGUCAAAGGUGAUCAUGAAAACUCAAAGAUCGACCCCAAAUGGCUCGAUGAUGCCUCACAUAAAGCUUCCGAGUACGUGAAGGAGAAGGGAAGCGAUUUGGGACAUGCGUCUGCUGAGAAAGGACAAGAGGUUAAUGAUCAUAUAGAGAGAGCAAAGUACUAUAUGGCUGAGAAAGCUAGUGAAGCAAUCGACAACGUAGCUGAAAUUGCUCAGUUUGCUUCCGAGUUUGUGACGGCUAAAGGCAAAGAGACGAAGAAAGAAACUGCUUCGUUAUCGGAGAAAGCCAAAGACUUCUUCGUUGAAAAAGCUGGUGAAUUCAUAGAUUUAGCGACGGAUGUGAGCAAGAAAACAGCUAAGUACGUCGGAGAUAAAGCUACGGAGGUUAAAGAAGCUAUAAUGCCUCCAAAACCUUGAGUAUGUAUUUGUUUAUA